CGGGCUGCCACCGCGCCGCUCCUUCCUAAAGCGCCGCCGCACUGUUGUUGUGAGUGAGAGCUGAACACGUGUUUUGUGCGUAGCGGGUCACAGGUACAACUUUUGAAUAGCAGCGAUGGUUCAUAUAGUUUUCGACGAAGAAAUAGGCACAGCUAAUGAACCAAAGAAUAAAGGAUGGAAGAAAAAGCCUUUGCAGUUUGUGGAGCCAAAGGAACAAAAAAAGAAAUCUGCCAUCGGUAAAAAAUCUUUCAACUACAAGGAAAAUUCCAUAAUGAGUAAAUGUGAUGGAAUGUGGGUCAAGAAAGAAUUUGUUGAAGAAUAUGAUAAGCUGAAAUUAUCUCUUGAAGGACAACUCCUAGAACCAAAAGAGAAGAAGAUGAUCCUCCUGAAAGCCAGACGUAAAGCACAUAAGCAACUCAGAAUGGAACUGUUGAAGAAGGCAGAAAAGAAACCAAAGAAGCUUAAAGACAUCCAGAAGACAUCCAAAUCCCAAAUUAGUAAAGAUACCCAAGGCAAAAUGAAGCAGGGGAAAAAAUCAAAAUCACAGGUGGAAGAAAAGGGUUUGUCAGAACCAAAGCCCAAAAAAGCCAAGAAAAAUAAGGCAGAAUCCACUACAGACAUGGAGCUGUCAUCCCCUGAGGAGGAGAAAGAAGGGGAAGAGGUAGUAACAGAAAACAGAGAUCAUACAAAAAUGCCCAAGAAGGAAAAAAGCAAGGCAAAAAAGAACAAGGCUGAGAAAAAUGAGAAAUCGUCAGGCAAAAGCACUGCACCAAAGGAUUCUUUCAUGUCAUUCAAGUUCGAGGAAAGUGACAUCAUGACCCAGUAUGAAGGGGUUUGGGUGAAAAAGGCAGCUAUUGAAGAGCUUGAAAAUGUGAAAAGAAAAAAUCUUGAGUCCAUUUUUGCCAGUCGUACAAAUGGGAACAAGUCCGAAAACCUUACCAAGUCAGAAAAGAUAACCUUUCACAAGUCCAUGCAGAAGAAGCUUAAAGUGGAGCAUCGUAGAUUAAAGAAUGAGCUAAAGAAACAAGCGGAAAAGGAAUAGCAGUUGGGUUAGAUGAAAAAUUAACUAGAUUACAUUUUUCUUUCUCUGUUCACUUGUAUAAGUGCUGUCAUUUUGUGUUUGUGUGCAUGUGUGUAGGCACUUGCACACAUGCAUUUGUAUUUGUGUUUAAGAGUGUGAAUGUGUGUAUGCGGGUAUGGAAGUAUCACAUUGUUUAUUGGUUAAUAUACUCCAAAAUAAACUAUUGAAUGACUUAAA
Messenger RNA from Penaeus vannamei (Pacific white shrimp), 1258 nucleotides. RefSeq lists its product as uncharacterized. The record is from RefSeq and is a predicted model, not a curated record. Lineage: Eukaryota; Metazoa; Arthropoda; Malacostraca; Decapoda; Penaeidae.